AAAAAAAAAAAAGGGUGGGAACCCCACCAGCCAAGUCUGCAGAAAAAACUAAAUGAAGUCUGCCUAUCUCGGGGCCGGAGCCCCUCCCCUCGGGCCGCGCCGAGGAGUGUGACACAGGUGCCGCUUCCUCCCGGCUGCUGAGGGCCAACCACCGUCCCCCGGGCCGCGCCCCGCACCGGUCGGCGAUGAGCAGCCCCCAGGUCACACCGCCGCCCCCGCCCCGCCAAGAGCCCGACCCCGGGAUGGCCUCGAGUGAGAUAGACAUCGCCGUCAUUGCAGGCGUGAUUGCGGCCGUGGCCUUCGUGCUGGUCUGCCUCCUCCUCCUCAUGCUGCACUACAUGUACCGGCACAAGGGCACGUACCACACCAACGAGGCCAAGGGCACGGAGUUUGCCGAGAGCGCCGACGCGGCCCUGCAGGACGACCCGUCCCUCCAGGACAACAGUGACAGCAGCAGAAAGGAGUACUUUAUCUGAAAGACUUUACCAGGACUCACCUCCCCCCAGCGCCUCCCCGUCCAGGAGAGAAAGCCCCACCCCCCCACCUGCAGUACCAGGCAGCCCGCGAGCGCCCCCCCGCACCCCAAGACACGCACCUCGCCUGGGACACUGGGUGCCGCCCAGUGGGGGAGGGAGUGAAGGAGGAACCCAGCUGGAGAGGCCUCUCCCGGGGACCCAGGCAAGCUCUGCCAGAGGGAAGAGAGGGAGGAGGUCGGCUCCUCCUGGGCCCUGCACGUUGCCACCUGCGUGCGGGGCAUGGAAGUCCUCGCUGGGUGUGAAUGGGGCUGUGGGCCUAGGAGCUGGGGAGCAAGGGGUGAGUCAUCAUCACGCCGACUGCGGAUAAAGACAUCAAAUGUCAGCCCUUGACAUUUGGGGGGAACAGCAGGUGCCGGAGCUCAAAGGCACCUUUGUCUCCCAUGGAUGCAGCUCUGAAUGAUUGGAAAUAAAUCCGAAACGUAAUGGAGCAUUCAGAGUCGAAUGACAUGACUGUGAUUGUUUAGGGAAAGAUAAAGGCUGCCCAGGGCUUA
Molecule: messenger RNA, 1027 nt
Organism: Eubalaena glacialis (North Atlantic right whale)
Lineage: Eukaryota; Metazoa; Chordata; Mammalia; Artiodactyla; Balaenidae
Gene: GYPC
Product: glycophorin C (Gerbich blood group)
Exons: 3
Coding region: 186-476 (96 amino acids)
Cellular component (GO): membrane; cortical cytoskeleton
Source: RefSeq, a predicted model, not a curated record